Molecule: messenger RNA, 1931 nt
Organism: Camarhynchus parvulus
Lineage: Eukaryota; Metazoa; Chordata; Aves; Passeriformes; Thraupidae
Product: solute carrier family 23 member 1-like
Exons: 12
Coding region: 90-1931 (613 amino acids)
Biological process (GO): transmembrane transport
Cellular component (GO): membrane
Molecular function (GO): transmembrane transporter activity
Source: RefSeq, a predicted model, not a curated record
GAGCGGCGCCGGGGCCUCGCAGCGCCAUCUUCCCGCGGGCACCUUCGGCUGCUGGGCUGGGCUGCUGGGACAGACAAGAGGGACAGGGCAUGGAUAAACGUGGGAGCCACUGCCAUUUCUUACCAGCUCAUGCUGCCUGGGGCCCAGAGGAGGGUGGAGGCACUAGCCACGGUGGGACCAAGCUUGGCUACACUGUCACAGAUGUGCCUCCCUGGUAUCUGUGCAUCCUGCUGGGCAUUCAGCACUUCUUGACAGCCAUAGGAGGUCUUGUAGCUGUCCCGCUGAUGCUCUCCAAAGGCCUUUGCCUCCAGCAUGACCUACUGACCCAGAGCCACCUGAUCAGCACCAUCAUCUUUGUCUCGGGAAUUUGCACCCUGCUGCAAGUCCUCUUUGGAGUGAGGCUGCCUAUUAUUCAAGGAGGGACUUUAACAUUCCUGACCCCCACCUUGGCAAUGCUGUCUCUCCCCAACUGGAAGUGCCCUGCCUGGACAAACAAUGCCACCCUGGUGAAUGCCUCUUCACCAGAAUUCAUCCAAGUCUGGCAGGCACGGAUGCGAGAGGUGCAAGGAACUAUCCUUGUAACUUCUUGCUUUCAAAUCUUCGUUGGAUUUUCUGGCCUGAUUGGAUUUCUGAUGAGGUUCAUCGGCCCCCUGACAAUUGCCCCCACUAUCACCUUGGUUGGACUACCUCUGUUUGAGUCAGCUGGAGAUAUGGCUGGGCAGCACUGGGGCAUAGCAUCCCUGACUACUUUUUUCAUAGUUCUGUUCUCUCAGUACUUGAAACACGUUGCUGUGCCGCUGCCAUCUUACCAGAGAGGCAAGAAGUCCCAGUUCUCUCCAGUCUACCUCUUCCAGAUCUUCCCGGUGCUGCUGGGGCUCUCGCUGAGCUGGCUGCUGUGCUACGUGCUGACAGUGACCAGCAUCCUCCCUGCGGCCCCCACUGCCUACGGCCACCUGGCCCGGACAGACAGCCGCGGGGACGUUCUGUCACAGGCUCCCUGGUUCCGGCUGCCUUACCCAGGCCAAUGGGGAACGCCAACGGUGAGCCUGGCCGGGAUCUUUGGCAUCCUAGCCGGGGUGAUUUCCUCCAUGCUGGAGUCCGUGGGGGAUUACUACGCCUGUGCCCGCCUGUGCGGGGCCCCGCCGCCGCCGGAGCACGCCGUCAGCCGCGGCAUCGGCGUGGAGGGCAUCGGCUGCCUGCUGGCCGGGGCCUGGGGCACGGGCAGCGGCACCACGUCCUACAGCGAGAAUGUGGGAGCCCUGGGCAUCACCAAGGUGGGGAGCCGAAUGGUGAUCAUUGCUGGUGCCUGUGCCAUGCUCCUGAGCGGCAUCUUGGGGAAGAUUGGGGCCAUGCUGGCCAGCAUUCCCAUCCCUGUGAUUGGAGGCAUGUUCCUCGUGAUGUUCGGAGUUAUCACGGCAGUGGGCAUUUCCAGUUUGCAGUAUACAGAUAUGAACUCCUCAAGGAACAUCUUUAUCUUCGGAUUUUCUCUGUUUGCUGGCCUCACAAUUCCCAACUGGGCAAGCAAAAAUAGUGCUCUGCUGAAAACAGGAAUCAUCCAGCUUGACCAAGUGAUCCUGGUGCUUCUCACCACUGGCAUGUUUGUGGGUGGAUUUCUGGGCUUUAUCCUGGAUAACACCAUUCCAGGAACACAGGAAGAGCGGGGACUCCUGGCAUGGAAACAAAGCCACAAGGGAGGGAUGGAGAGCUCUCAGCUCAUUUCCAAGGUCUAUGAUCUUCCCUUUGGCAUAGGCACCAGAUACUGCAAUGUCUCUUGGUUUCGCUAUCUCCCUGCUUGCCCCAGAAAACUGUCUGGUGACAAGAGAAUGGAUGAACUGAAGGCUGCUAGGCAGAAAACCAGUGUUGAAGCAAGCUUAGAAAAAAACUCUGAGGUUGGUGCUGAUACACCAAUCGGUGCUGAUACAAGGAUAUAA